Molecule: messenger RNA, 2535 nt
Organism: Rotaria sp. Silwood2
Lineage: Eukaryota; Metazoa; Rotifera; Eurotatoria; Philodinida; Philodinidae
Source: the annotation of a GenBank genome assembly
AUGUUAAAAAGUAAUCCAAUUGAAACAUUAAAUUAUCUUUUACCACAAACAUAUGAAUGUAUUGAAAAAAUUCUUAGUCAAUCAAAUAUGAUCAUUUUAAAUGAUCAUAAAGGUGAUUCAGAAUUAACAUGGCAUUUGAUAAUGUUCUCUGAACUUGUUUGUGCUCGUGGUGAUACUUUAAUCAUAUAUAAAUCAAUGAUUUUAUCAAUUUUUCAUCAAUGUAUUCAUAUUAUUCAUAAAGAUUCAUAUGAAUCUAUAGGAAAAGCUGCUCAAAAUUUACUUAAAUCAUUAACAUAUACAUGGGGUCAAUAUGUUGAAUAUGAUAAAAUUAAUGUUCAAUUUCAUGUUCCAAAUGAAGAAGAAGUCGAUUUUGCUUGUGAAUUUGUUGAAACAUUUAUGUAUCUUGAAUUACAAAUAUUAAAUGAAAAAUGUACAGAUAUAUCCAAUGAUGAACGAUUACGAUUACUUACUCUUAUUCAUCAUAUAGCUAUUGGUUGUUUACGUAUGGUUUCGCGUAUUGAAAGUAAAGAAGUGAAAAAUUUUGUAUCAUCGGUUUCUUCGCAUAGUUCGAAAGUUCAAGCUCAAUAUUCUCUUUAUGCUAAAGAACCAAAAUUUAAAGAAAAUCUUCGAAUGCGUCUUCUGAUCGAUAUUGGAAAUUUCAUUGAUCAUCUUAUUGCGUAUCAUUCCGAUGAUGCUUCAUCGAUUAAAAUAGCUCUUAAAAUUUAUUCUCUUUCAUCAAUGUACUACGGUAUAUUUGAACAAAACAUAAAUAAAUUAUUCAGUGAUUUAAAUACUAUUAAACAUUUAUAUAAAAAUAAAUUAUACGAUACACAACAAUAUCCUCGAUUUUUAUUCUCAUUGAUUAAUUUUCGAACAUUGACUGAAAUUGAUCAACAAGUUAUACGUAAACUAUUUGAAUUAUCUAUUCAUCGAUACAGUGAGGUUCGUCGUCAAGCACAAAGUUAUUUAUUUACAAUGCUCUCGCGUUUUUAUUUAUUAUAUCGAAUAAUUCUUGAUCGUAUUAUUGAAUUAUUGACUAAAUCUGAUGAAGUUGAUCAUGAUGAAAUUAAAGGUUGUUUAUAUAUAUUUCUUGGAAAUGAAACAAUUUUUCUACCGACUAAACAUUCAUGGACAGUACUCGAAAAACUAUGGCCUGCAAUUUCAUGUACAAAACAUGCAAUAAAACUUAGUACACAAAAUUUAAUUAAUUGUAUUAUGGAAAAAAUUUAUAAACGUUUUAAUACUGUUGCAAUUAUUGAAAAUACAAACGAAAUUUCAAAACAAGCUGCUAUUAGUUUAUGGCGUUCAUUAGAAAAACAUGAAUUUGAAUUAUAUAAUCGAAUAUAUGAAGAAAGAAUUGAAGGAAAUAUUCGUUCAUAUAAUAAUCUAAUGGAAAAAUUAAUUUCAUUAUUGUAUAAUAAUGUAUUAACUGAUCGACAACAAAUCCUAAUAAUGGCAUUUAUUCCAUUUCUUUUACAAAGACAAAUUCAAAUUCCAUUAUCAUGUAUUCGAAUUCUUGUAGAUUUUCUUAUUCAUGAAAAUCUUGAUAUACGAAAGAUAGCCGAACAAUGUAUAUCGACAUUAUGUCGUAUACAAAAACCACCGAGGAUUUAUCUUGAAAAAUCACUUCAUGAUAUAUUUUAUCAAAUAAAGAAAUCAUGUCCUGAUGAAGCAUUUUCUUGUCCAGGUGAUCGUGAUGAUAAUUUAUGGAUUACACUAAAUAAUUAUCAACCACCUAAAACUCAAAUUGAAUGGGAACAAACAUGUUUUUUAGAUAAAUCUUUUCAUCGAUAUUAUAAAUGGCCAAAAGUAAUCAAAUAUCCAAUGAAUAAACGUGAACGUUAUACAAAAAACACAAUGCCUGAAGAUGUUGCAAUUUUAUAUAAUCGAUUUAUGGAUAAAAUUUUUAUUACUCAACUUAUACAAUAUAUGGUAAUUACAGAUGAAAGCAAUGAAUUGAAUUUUAAUAUACAUCGAUUUCGAAUGUUUAAAGGUCUUUUUCGAAAUUUUGGUUUCGAUUUAAUGAAUCAUUUUAUGGAACAAUUAGAUAUUUUGAUUCAUGAAAACAUAACAGAAAAACAAGAAGGUUGUCAUCGAGUAGCAGCUGAAAUUGUUGCUGGAAUGAUUCGAGGUUCAAAAUAUUGGACAUUAGAAAUGCUUGAAAAAUUAUGGCAAAAAUUAAUUCCAUUUCUUAAUGAAGUCUGUACAAAUCUUACUUCUGAAACUUUAUCAUGUUGGGGUUCAUGUUUUAAAUUUAGCAUGGAAGAUUUAGAUCCUCGUCGAAUGUAUCGUCUUAUUGAAUUUAUUCGUACUUUAAUAAAUAAUCAAACAACAGAAAAUACACUUCUUGAAACAUCACGUUGGUUUUUAGUUUUAAAAUUAACUAAUUUUGAAUGGCGUAUACCAGCUAUAUGGUGUGAAAUCAAUGAACAUGCGAAAGAAAUGCUUGAUCAUCCAUAUAAAGCUGUUCGAGAAGGGGAAAUAUACCGUCGCCAAUCUUCCUUUUCGCCAAUUGUAUUUUUCGCCAACUGGUGA